Dreissena polymorpha is the source of this 2315-nucleotide messenger RNA. Its product is annotated as carcinoembryonic antigen-related cell adhesion molecule 5-like. NCBI's taxonomy places the organism in Eukaryota, Metazoa, Mollusca, Bivalvia, Myida, Dreissenidae. The record is from RefSeq and is a predicted model, not a curated record. The transcript is spliced from 8 exons. Bases 1 to 1302 code for a protein of 433 amino acids.
AUGUCAGAUAUAACAUGUUCUGCAACCUGUUAUCCUGACAAGUGUAGUUUCUCGUGGACGAAGUCGGGAAAUGAAGUCAGCAAUUCGAGUGUGCUGUCACUCGGGUCCGCUCACAGAAACCAGGCUGGUAACUACGUAUGUACUGCCAAGAAUCCAGGAACAAUAGAAACUGCAAGCAGUGCGAUAAUUGUGGUAGAGAUUGCAUAUGGUCCUGAGGACAUUACCCUGUCACCAGAUAUUAAAUCCUACACGUUCAAUGAGGGACAAACACUUCAUAACAUAACGUGUUCUGCAAAAUGUGUCCCUGAGUGUACAUUUUCGUGGAAAAGAUCGUCAACCGUUAUAAUAAACAGUAACUUACUGUCACUGGGUUAUGUUAAGAGAGGUGACACAGGAAUCUAUGAAUGUUCUGCAAGGAAUCCAAGAUCAGGACAGAUCGUAAACAGUCAAACAGUCGAGAUUUUGAUUAGAUAUGGUCCUGACAUGGUCACACUUUCGCCGAAUCAGUUGUCGUUCACCAAUAAUGAGGGACAAUUGAUGUCCGACAUUCGAUGUUCGGCCAGCUGUGUCCCAGUUUGCACUUACAUAUGGAGAAAGUCAGAUAUCCUUGUCAGCGACAACAAUGUUCUGUCACUUGGCUCUCUCAACAGGGGCGAAGAUGGAAGUUACGCAUGCACUGCCACAAAUCCAGAAUUGAAUGUGACGACUGAGAGUCCCAUUGUUGUAAUUGAGAUAAGAAUUGGUCCCGAUUCCGUGUCGCUAUCACCACCAACUCUUAACUACCAAAUGACAGAAGGUCAAGUUCUUAAUAACAUCACGUGUUCGGCUCGAUGUGUACCAGACGCGUGUUUAUACACGUGGUCGAAAUCAGGCGCCGUUAUCGUGAAUGGUUUCGUGUUAUCCAUUGGUUCGUUCGAAUUUGGGGAGGCGGGAAGCUAUGUUUGUACUGCCAAAAACCCCGGAUCUGGGGUGGCGGUUACCAGUCAUAGUGUCCUCAUUGAAUCUAAAGAGGCAGCGACGACGCUAACAGAUCCAGAAACAAGGCAACAGACGACUACCAUCAUUGUUGGCGCGGUGAUGGGCGGAUGCGUUGCUAUAGUAUUAGUUGUACUCCUGAUGCUUAGAAGACGACACGUGAUUUGUAAAUGCAAUUGUGUUAAGACAGACUCUUCACCUGAUGGCAUUGACCUUCCUGACACUCCAUCCAAAACGAGGACGACGGAUCAAUCUGAACAACAUACCCAGAUGUCUGAGAUUGAAAAUACCCAGCACACGUAUGAGCAAAUAGGUAGAAACAUCUGAAGUCAACAAUGACUAUCAUGGCUUGUAAUGGGACGUAUUCUCGUAUGCAACUAGGACACUCUAAGCGAUGUUGCAAAGAUGGAAAUAACACAUUAAACAUAAUUAUCUUUAUCUACACAUACCAAUAAACAUUUUAUAUUUCUUUCAUUUAUAUUUUUGAAUGUAACUGAUAUGUAUGCGAUGUAAAAUUUACCGUGAAAGGUCAAUGGUCACAUGCUAUAAGUGUCAACGAUUGAAUUGCUACCCGUGAUUGCAAUCUUACUAUGAUUUAGUGUGAGUGAUUUGAACGCUAACCCUGAUUAUAAAUGGGCACUUAUUUGGAUUAAGUAUUAAUUAUUUUAACUAUAACCCUGAUUGCAAUGAACCCUUGCUAUGAUUUAGUAUUAGUAAUUUGAACGCUUAACCUCAUUAUAUUGAGUGUUUAUUGUGAUUUACAAUGUCAGCUGUGUGCAAGAAAAUAGUGUAGUUAUUGUAAGUUUUCGUUGUCAAAAUCCCACAAUAGCAGUUUCUUUCUUUCAGAUUAAAUGCUUAUUACACUUUGUGUAUUUUUUUUGAACAUGCAUUAUAACAUAAAGGAUACGACGCAACGUGUGUUGAUGUCUAUAUUAUACAGUUAUAAUCUCCUUAUACCCUUUUUAAGGUUUUGUUUACAGAAGCAGUCCAGUUUACUCUCCCGAUCAUUAAAAACAUAUAACAAUGCCUAGUGUAUCUGUGAAUAUGCAGAUGUUUACGCCAAUAUCUAAGACGUUAAGCAUGGUAUUCUACACAGUCUGGAAGCCUGCAAUACUCUCCAUUGUCAUAGCAUUAUUUGUAUAUUGAUUAACUCCGUAAUUCUGCAUGCAAUAUUGCAAAGGUGCAUUCUCAAUAAUACGGGGGAUUUCAAAGCCCUAAACAUCCGCACAAUACAUCAAAGAAUGCUGUCUGGAAAAACAAAUAUGUCUCGCACUGAAUUAAAUAUGUUGCAUAACAAGGGCAAAAUGUGGCAAAUAUUAUCAUCAUUCUGUAUUUUACAC